AAUGAGAUGAGAGAAGAAAAAGCACGAAACAAUAAGCGAGAGCGAGGAAGACAAGAAAGCAACAAUACAAAGUAUAUAUAAAAUAAUAAUAAUAAGAAAAAGAAUAAAAAUCCCUAAAACUGCGAGCGUAUUUGUUAACGGGAGAGAAGAGUCUCCAAAAGCGAAUAUCAUGGAAGCAUGACGAAGGAAGAAGCAGAAGCAUCGUAUAGCAUGAACGACGACAACGACUAUAUAUGCAGUAAUGAUGAUCACAAUAUUCGUGACCAAGAUGAUAACAACAACAACACUAAACCAAAGCACGAGAGCCAAGCAUGGGGCACGUGGGAGGAGCUGUUAUUGGCAUGCGCCGUUAAGCGACACGGGUUCUGUGACUGGGACUCCGUCGCUUCGGAGGUUCGAACCCGGACCUCCACGUCAUCCCCCGUUUUUAUCUCCCCUGAUAGUUGUAGGCUCAAGUAUCGAGAUCUCAACCGUCGGUUUAAGGAACCCACGGCGGCGGAGGAGGAGGAGGGAGGGAACGAUAUACCGUGGCUUGAGGAGCUACGUAGCCUCCGCGUGGCGGAGCUCCGUCGUGAGGUUCAAGAGUACGAUGUUUCGAUACUGUACGGAAUCUCUAUUCUCCGUCUCUUUUCGAAUCUUAACGAUGGAUCUGAGUUUUUUUUUGUAUUCCGGUUCCUCAGAUCGCUUCAGCUGAAGGUUAAGAGACUAGAGGAGGAGAGAGACGGCAGCGAGAAACUAGAUCUGGAGGAGGAAGAGAGGAAGGGAGAGAGAUCGGAGAACGACGGCGGUGAGAAGGCGGUUUCGACGGCGGAGGAGUCUGACCGGGAAAACAGGUCGAUGAACGAGUCGAACUCGACAGGCGCCGGAGAGAAAACCGUCGGCGGAGGAGACGAGCCGAGUCGGACUCGUGGUGAUGAUCUAGAUCCCGAUCCGGUUAACACGGCGGAGGAAGGAUCGGAAGCGAGUCAGUCCGGGGAGUUGGGAGAGUCAGGGACGUCGGGAAGGAAGUGGAAAAGGAAACGACGGAAAGACGGCGACGGAGAGAUCAGAUCGGCGGCGAGUAAAUCACAGCCGUUGAUACGUCUUCUUGAUUUGAUUCGGUCCCAUCCGCGUGGGUCUUUGUUCGAACGCCGAGUUCGAAGCCAGGAGACUGAAGAGUACAAGAGCUUGGUUAAGCAACAUUUGGACAUUGAGACAAUACAGAGGAAGCUGAAGCAAGGAUCUAAUGAUUCUUCAAGCCUCACUUUUUACAGAGAUCUUCAGCUUCUCUUCACAAACGCUAUCACCUUCUUCCCUUCAUCUUCUUCUGAAUCAAUGGCUGCUCGUGAACUGAGAGCCAUUGUUUCCGAAGAAAUGAGGAAAGAGAGCGGGAAAUCGAGUCCCCGGUUGUUAAAAGCAUCUGGAGCUAUUAUGACUAGUAGUAUCAAAGCAGAUGCUGCUGAAACAUCAGAACAGAAGUCUUCAGCUCCACUUGUCGUUUGUAAGAGGAGAAGAUUUGCGUCCGCUAAGGCUAAGGCUUCUUCUCCAUCUUCGUCAAGCUUUAGCCAGAAAGAGGAGACGAAAGAGGAGGCAGUAUCAGAGGAGAUUGAGGACGUUGAGACUGGUGGUGGAAGAGGCUCGAAAAGAACAGCUAACAAUACAAAGACGGGUAAAGGGAAGAACAAGGAGAAACAGACGGAGGCCAAAACUGAGAAGAAGGUUGUGGCUUCAUCGGAUAAGAAGAAGAGUGUGGCUGACUUCUUGAAGAGGAUAAAGAAGAGCUCUCCGCAAAAGGAAGAUAAAGAUCAGAACAAGAGCAAGAAAGAGAGUAAACCGAAACCGAGAGAGCUUAGAAGCAACAACGUGGGUAAAGGUAGAAAGAAGGCUGAGGUGGAGAAUACUACUACUCCGGCGAAAAGAGCUCCCGGGAGACCACCGCAGAAGAAAACAGUGGAGGCAACCGCAACCGCGUCAGGGAAACGAGGUAGGGAAAGCGGAAGCACAGGAAAGGACAAUAAACAGCCAAAGAAAAGAAGCAGAAGAUGAGGAGGUAGCGUAUGAUAUUAUUGUAUAUCCAUAGAAUAUGUUUUGAGUUGUUUCUUUCUCAAAUCUUAGUUAUGGAUUAGGUUAAGUGUACUUUGGUUUAUUGACAUGAGUAAAAGAUUAAUUCCUUUUUUGGUUUAUAUUUUA
Raphanus sativus (radish) is the source of this 2169-nucleotide messenger RNA. RefSeq lists its product as uncharacterized. The transcript has 2 exons. NCBI's taxonomy places the organism in Eukaryota, Viridiplantae, Streptophyta, Magnoliopsida, Brassicales, Brassicaceae. The record is from RefSeq and is a predicted model, not a curated record. Gene Ontology annotation, molecular function: protein binding. The coding region runs from base 178 to 2025 and encodes 615 amino acids.